CAGGUUUAGCACCAUGAAUCCCUCACUCUUGCUGGCUGCCUUUGGCUUGGCAGUUGCCGCCGCCGUCCCCGUGCUUGAUCGAAGUUUAGACGCGCGAUGGUCCCAGUGGAAGGCACAGCACAGGAGGGCGUACAGCCCGCAUGAAGAAUGGCGGAGGAGAGCCGUGUGGGAGAAGAACAUGAGAAUGAUUGAGCUGCACAACGGGGAGUACAGCCAAGGGAAACGUGGCUUCUCCAUGGCGAUGAACGCCUACGGCGACAUGACCAGUGAAGAAUUCAGGCAGGUGAUGAAUGGCUUUCACCAUCAGCCAGACAAGAAGGAGAAGGUAUUUGGGAAAGCUGUGUUUCAGGAGGUCCCCUCCUCUGUGGACUGGAGAGACAAGGGCUACGUGACACCUGUGAAGAAGCAGGGUCGGUGUGGCUCGUGCUGGGCUUUCAGUGCCACUGGGGCCCUGGAAGGGCAGAUGUUCCGCAAGACUGGCCGGCUCGUGUCCCUGAGUGAGCAGAACCUUAUAGAUUGCUCUUGGCCUGCAGGCAACCACGGCUGCCGUGGGGGCCUCACAGAUCAUGCCUUCCAGUAUGUGAAGGACAAUGGGGGCCUGGACUCGGAGGACUCCUAUCCGUAUGAAGCAAGGAAUCUCCCCUGUCGGUACGAUCCCCAGAAGUCUGUGGCUAACGGCACAGGCUUCGUGCGGAUCCCUCGGCAGGAAAAUGCCCUGAUGGAGGCCGUGGCCACAGUGGGCCCCAUCGCCGUUGCCAUUGAUGCAGGCCACCCUUCCUUCCAGUUCUACAAAGAAGGCAUUUACUACGAACCCAACUGCAGCAGCAAACACCAUAACCACGCUGUGCUGGUGGUCGGCUAUGGCUAUGAAGGGGCGGAAAGCGACAGCAAUAAGUACUGGCUGGUCAAGAACAGCUGGGGUAAGCGAUGGGGCGAGGCUGGCUACAUAAGGAUAGCUAAAGACCGAAACAACCACUGUGGAAUCGCCUCCCAUGCCAGCUACCCCACUGUGUGAGCUGAUGCCCCCUGAUAAGGAAGCCUUUGAUUGGGACUGUGUAUCUGGAGGAGGAAAUUCUGUCUUCAACCGGACCAGGCCCUCCUGGGUAGGAUACAACUCUUAAAUUCCUGCAGAUCCCCAAGAUGGGGCUCGAACUCUGUGAUACUUUACACUUGUUAAAAUGCAACUACCAUUAUAAUUAUUGCUAUAGCGAGUUUUGUAUUGUUGGCUUACUUGGUGACUUUGGAUUUUCAUAUUUUAAAGGAUGUAUCUUUUUUAUUUUUAAAAAUAAAACUUGAUUUCC
This is a messenger RNA of Oryctolagus cuniculus (rabbit), 1301 nucleotides long. RefSeq names its product procathepsin L. NCBI's taxonomy places the organism in Eukaryota, Metazoa, Chordata, Mammalia, Lagomorpha, Leporidae. Gene Ontology annotation, biological process: proteolysis. The record is from RefSeq and is a predicted model, not a curated record. Gene Ontology annotation, molecular function: cysteine-type peptidase activity.